Jatropha curcas is the source of this 4893-nucleotide messenger RNA. Lineage: Eukaryota; Viridiplantae; Streptophyta; Magnoliopsida; Malpighiales; Euphorbiaceae. The record is from RefSeq and is a predicted model, not a curated record.
AAGUGGAUGAAGGGGCGUGCUUUCCAGAAAGAAACUCUAGAUAUAUCUCAUUGAAAGAAUUAAAGAAAGACCAUCUGGGGAUUGGUUACUGAAAAAGCUAUUUUAAAGCGAAUGGAGCAUUAUUUUACCUUUCAUAAAAGUUUUAUACAGCAUCAACUCUUGGAGCUGCCAGUAAAUGGAACUUCUUUUCACUCAAAAUCUGAAUUAUUAAGCACUUUAGGUUCUUGUUUUUAGAAGUUUCUUUUUAUGAUCUUCAUGGUAUGCAUUCUAACUAGUAGUACUAAACAUUAAUCCACCAAUUCUACUCUUUCUGUGCCAACCAUUUCAUUUGCUGGCCCAUGUAUGGCAUGAAUUUAUCAGGAUUGGAGUAGGAGAUGGGUGAGCAGCAGCUACUGUAUUAGCAUACAUACACACCCAGCUUCUUUCUUCAGAUUAUUACUGAAGUCUUACAAGUGGUUGGAGGACUUUUCUAUUUCUUUAUACUUACUCUACAUCAAAGGAAACUAACUUUUUGUCAAAGACAUUUAAAUUUGUGUUGCAUGCAUUAGCUUGAAUUCUUUCUAGGAUAUUCUUUUCUUCUGAACCUUUACCUAGUAACAUAUUAAUUUGUUCUGUUCCUUAAUUUAUUUUAACAUUUUUUUUUUUGGAAUGUUCAGUCAUUUUUUAAGUUGAUCCCAAGAUUAGACUCAAAGGUCUAAUUCGCCAUUUAUAUUCUAUAUUGUGGGAAGAAUUCAAAAGUUUCAAAAGUCACAUUGAUAUGGAGAUCUUCUUAUUAAACAAAGAAAUUUGUUUUACAUCUUGCAUCUAUGUUUUGAUUGAUUGGACCUUCAAACCUUAGUUGGCUUUCUAAUCUUAUCUGGUGUUCUUUCCUGUCUAUAGCUUCUGGUGUAUGAAUAUCAUUCAAGAAAUCAGUAUGCAGAUGUUACAUCUUAACUAUCCUAGGUUGUUUUAUACAGAGUCAAAGAUCACUGUCAUUUUAUGCAAACUAUUUUUAGUGCAUCAAAUGAGAGAAAAUUUCUGAAUAUAAUAUUUAUUACAAAAUGAUAGCAGAUAUUCUAAGAGUACAUUAGGUGUAUCCAUGUUUAUCUGUACAUUCCAUAUGGUACAUGGCUCUUCAGUUAAAUAUGUCUAUAUAUAAAUUCUCUUGUACAUUCUGCUUAUAGACAUAUAAAAAACUCAAUUGUAAUUAAAAAGCGAAAUAAAUUUGUCUUGCCCAACCUCAGCGCUAGUUGAAAUUCAAACUGGUUGGUUUAUAUGAUAAUUCUUUUUUUCUCAUCUAAUCUUGAUACUGUCAUACCAUGUUACCUUGUCAAUAUAAAGAACUCAGCUUCUGGGAAAUGAGAGAUUUAUCCUUGCAGGCCUAUUUUCUAGACUGCUUAUGGACAGAGGCAUUGCAGAAUACUUCAGAAUUAUCUUGUAUAAUUGGAUGCUAAUAUACUGUUUUACUGGGGAAUUUUAAAUGGCCUCUCAAGAGGUAGCAUAUGGAGUAACCAUUGUUAGUGUUGUAGGGGAAGGCUUCUUUGCCCUAUCUUGUGGAAUUGCUCAUCAAGAAGAAAUAUAGUGGGCUCUUUAAUUCCCACUUUGAACUUCUUGAUGCAAAUGGCAAUCUCUUCCUCCAGGUUGAUGGCCGCUACAAGAACUGCCAAAAGAAAACAAUCAUGAGGGAUCCUACUCAUUUCAUAUUCUCAGUUCUCACAGUGCAUUAAAAGUAUUUGCCAAGUUACUUACAAGCUGGCAUCGUUUGUUAGUUCAUCAGGAGAUCUCAGGAAGGAAUGGUCUCCUUUUUGCUGUGCAGCGUUUCCUUCCUCUUCAGGUGAAAACAAGGCUUGAUGUCUUCUUACCAGGCAACAAUAAUGAAGAUAUCAGCAACUUCCAGGUGAAUCACGAGUUUAGUUGGGGAAGCUUUUUGGAAGGCAGAGAUAAGUUCAUGGUCGAAGUUUAUCCAGGCGUGAAUUAUGCCUUCAUUGUGUCAUUAGUUACUAUUUUCAAUGAGAUUGAUAAUCAUCUGCAUUUAAGCAAACAUGGAGGUCUGUUGUCUCGCAAUUGCUGAUCUUAGGAAGAAAAAAGCAGAAGGAAUAUUAACUCGGCUGUUCUCACUUAUCACUGAAAAAAUCAUCCUUACUUGGGGUCUAAGCGAUGAAUUAAAAUGCCUUCAACAAUCAUUAAGCAUGAUGCGUGAUGUAUUGCAAGAUGCAGAGGAGCAACAAGUGACACAAAAGUCCGUUAGACGUUGGCUUAAAAAGCUUGAAGACGUUGCUUAUGAUGCUGAAGACGUACUUGGUGAGUUUGCUUAUGAGAUUCUUCGACAAACAGUGGAGAUUCAAAACCAACUGGAGGCAAAGGUAUCUGAAUUCUUUCCCUUCUCUAAAAGCACUCGUUAUUUAAAGAAAGCCGUAUUUCAUGUCAAAAUGGCUCAUAAAGUUAGAGAUAUAAAUGAGUCACUGGAUAAAAUCAAAAGGGAAGUAGCUGAUUUUGGGCUUAGAGUUACAUGUGCAGAUAGAGCGCUUGAAGGUGGCUUGGAUAGAGUGACAGAAUCUGUACUUGACAACUCAAAAGUUGUAGGAAGGAAAGAUGAUGUCUCAAAAAUUGUGAACCUUCUGACUUGCUUUAGCAAUCAACAAGUUCUCAUUGUUGUUUCCAUAGUAGGUAUGGGUGGCCUUGGGAAGUCAACAUUAGCUAAACUGGUAUGCAAGGAGGGGAAAGAGAAAAAACUUUUUGAUGUAACUAUAUAGGUUUGUAUGUCUGAUAAUUUUGAUGAUCAAAGGAUUUUCGGGGAAAUGUUACAAACACUUGAUGAAAAUGCAGGUGGGAUAACCAAUAGGGACGCAACACUUGAACACCUUGAUAAGGCAUUGGAGAGGAAAAAAUUUCUUCUUGUACUUGAUGAUGUGUGGAAUGAGGGAUCCAAGAAAUGGGAUGGUCUAAAAAAUCGAUUGUUGAUGAUUAGUAGAAAUAAUGGAAAUGCUGUUAUCAUUACAACUCUUAGUGAAGAAAUGACAUCUGUAAUGGAGUCUUCUCCUUUAUAUAGGCAUAAAUUGAAUUUACUUACAAAUGAUGAAUAAGCAAUCUCAUCAGCUUGAGGCAUAUUUAUUUCUCUUAUGAUUACCAGAUGCCGGCUGAGGUGCGGCGCUUAACUUGUCUUCAAACAUUGCCAUUAUUUGUUGUGGGUCCAACUAGGGGCGGUAACAUUCAAGAAUUGGAGUCCUUAAAGGAACUAAGAGGAGAAUUAGCAAUAACAAAUCUUGAGCUGGUGAGAGGUAAAAGUGAAGCGGAGAAAGCAAACCUGCAAGGAAAAACUAAAAUAAAUGCAUUGCGGUUUACUUGGAGUAGGAAGAGAGAAAGCUGCAAUAAUGAUGAGGAAGUCUUGGAAGGCCUCCAGCCUCACUCAAACAUAGAGAGCUUAGAUAUCGUGAAUUAUUGGGGUGAAACAUUUCCAUCAUGGUUGUUGAUGUACUCAAUAAUUUGGUUAAUUUGAGAUUGGAUGGAUGCAAGAAGUGUACAGAAAUCCAAGGCUUGGACAACUUCCUCUUCUUAAAAUUCUUGAAAUAAGUGGAAUGGAUAAUGUCAGAUGUAUAGGCACUGAGUUUUAUGGCAAAAGCAGAGAACAAAUACCGUUUCCAUCUCUAAAAGAAUUCUAUCUAUGUUCGAUGAGGAGUUUAACAGAAUGGAUGGCGCCAUCAGUAACCGAAAGAAGUGAUGCAAUUGCAUUUCCUCAGCUUUGCUGCUUGGAAAUUUCAGGGUGUCCUCAAUUGACGAGCAUUCCAGCGAGUCAUCUUUCAUCACUUGCACAACUGGAAAUUGAUGGUUGCGAAGAGUUGAGUUAUUUAUGUGACAAAUUCGAUGCCUUUUUUUCUCUUGAAGACUUGAGAAUAAGUUAUUGUCAUAAUCUGGUAUCUAUACCGAGUCUUGGAGGUCUCACUUCCUUGAAAACGUUAAAGAUCGAAGAAUGUCCCAAGUUAACAUCUCUUCCAAAUGAGCUACAGUCUUGCACAUUGCUGGAGCAUUUGUCCAUAAUAUGGUGCGAUGGGCUAACAUCUAUUGCUGAAAAUUUAAGUGAAUUGUGUUCACUUGUAUAUUUGGAAAUUACAAACUGUCCAAAUUUGAUUUAUUGUCCGAAAGAUAUAUUAUGCUGCCUUUCCCAACUGAAGGACUUGAGAAUUGGUCCUUUCUCAAAGGAACUAGAGUAUUUCUCUGGUUUGGAUUCAAUCCAAGACCUCCCGUUGCUCGAAGAGUUAAGGAUAUUUGGCUUGGAUAAUCUCAAUUCUUUCCCAGAUCAACUUCAAUAUCUCACCGGCCUCAUGUCAGCAUGCAUUCGUUCUUUCAACGAGGUGAAAUCUUUACCAAAGUGGUUGGAGAACUUGUCAUCUCUUCAAUACCUUGAAAUUUGGCACUGUAGGAAUCUGAUGUAUCUAACUAAAACAACCCUAUGCUUCUCCAAGUUAAUGAGGCUGCAUAAGUGUCCUGUCCCCUUCUUCAAAACAAUUGUGCCAAAGGGAGUGGCUCUGAGUGGUCCAAGAUUUCACAUAUCCCGCAAAUUUUCUUCUAUUAAUUUUGCAAGAUUGCAGGUAGAGAGUUUUUCAUGGACAUUGGCAGCUUGGCGUCCAUGCCAAGAAAGAUAGCGUCUAUAUCAAGAGGUGCAGGUCAACCAAAUUAAGAAAGUUGUUGAGACGAGCAGCACUAUUUAUUUUUCAUUCCCUUUUAUUCAAGUUAUUAUAUUCUUGAACAAAUUUUCUUGAUUCUUUUGUUUUAGUUGUAAGAUCAACAAAAUUACUAUUAGUCGUAUGUGUAUAUGUAUGUAUGUAUGCCUAAAAUUUGUAAGCUUUAUGUCGUUUUCUUCCUGAAAUGAAUAUUCAAAAAUUUUAAUCAGAGGUCAAAGCUCAGGCUCUUAAGCAA